Messenger RNA from Podarcis raffonei (Aeolian wall lizard), 3782 nucleotides. RefSeq names its product solute carrier family 35 member F1 (gene SLC35F1). Gene Ontology annotation, cellular component: membrane. Gene Ontology annotation, biological process: transmembrane transport. Bases 526 to 1740 code for a protein of 404 amino acids. The transcript has 8 exons. The record is from RefSeq and is a predicted model, not a curated record. Gene Ontology annotation, molecular function: transmembrane transporter activity. NCBI's taxonomy places the organism in Eukaryota, Metazoa, Chordata, Lepidosauria, Squamata, Lacertidae.
GUGGGGCCGCUUCGCUUCUCCCCUCUCUCUUUCUCCCUCUCUCCUCCUGGCUGCUGCACUUCUGCGUUGCUCAGCGCGCGCGCGCACAGGCAGCCCCCUCGGCCGGACUGGGCGGCCAGCUCGCGGCAGGCGCUGCACCUGACCGCAGCGCUGUGAGGAGAGCAGGCAGAGGCGCCGGACGGGGCUGAGGGGAGACAAAAGAAGAGGAGCCGCGAAGCCACCAACACGAGGCAGCCGCUUCUCCGGGCUGCCUCAGACGGACGCCCCGCCACCCCCCGCUGCCGGCGGACACUUGCUGCUGCCUGCGAAGGAGGAGGAGGAGUCCGUCCCUCGCUUCAUGGCUGAGCAGCACUGAGGAGGCGGCGGCGGCGGCUGGAGCUGGAGCCCCGAGGAGCAGCGCUCAAGCCCGGCGCGCAGCCUCUCCCGCGGCUGCUGCUCCUGGAUCUCCCCCGGGAUUCUCGCCUGGGCGGCCGGGCGGCGCACGAUGCGCCCUGCUGCUCGCUUCUGAGCGCCAGCCCCGCCGCGAUGAUCUCUCCGGAGCAGCAGCAGCAGCAGCCCAACCAUGUCGUGGCCACCAUCGAGAACCUGCCGCCCGAGGGCAGCGGCGGCGGCAGCAGCGGCAGGAGCAGCAUCUCCGCCCCCUCGGCUUCCAGCGUGCGCCAGAGGAUCCGGAAAGUGUUUAACAGGGAGCUCCUGUUGUCUAUAGCUCUUGGGCAGGUUCUGUCCCUGCUUAUCUGCGGUAUUAGCCUGACCAGCAAGUAUCUGUCAGAUGAUUUUCAUGCCAACACUCCAGUCUUUCAGAGUUUCCUGAACUACAUUCUCUUAUUUUUGGUCUAUACCACAACAUUAGCUGUUAGACAAGGAGAAGAAAACUUACUGGCAAUCUUGAAACGAAGAUGGUGGAAGUACAUGAUCCUGGGGAUAAUAGAUAUAGAAGCAAAUUACCUGGUAGUUAAAGCUUAUCAAUAUACCACUUUUACUAGUGUACAGCUCCUAGAUUGUUUUGUGAUUCCAGUUGUGAUAUUAUUAUCUUGGUUCUUCCUGCUGGUUCGGUACAAGGCAGUGCACUUCAUUGGCAUUGUGGUCUGCAUUCUGGGGAUGGGCUGCAUGGCAGGAGCCGAUGUCCUUGUUGGACGGCAGCAAGGGGCAGGAGAAAAUAAACUUAUAGGGGACCUUCUAGUACUAGGUGGAGCCACUCUCUACGGCAUCUCCAAUGUUUGUGAAGAGUACAUCGUACGGAACCUGAGUCGGGUGGAGUUUCUAGGCAUGAUUGGACUCUUUGGUUCCUUCUUCAGUGGAAUUCAACUUGCCAUAAUGGAACACAAGGAGUUGUUAAAAGUUCCCUGGGAUUGGCAAAUAGGAUUACUCUAUGUUGGCUUUAGUGCUUGUAUGUUUGGCCUCUACAGCUUCAUGCCUGUGGUCAUUAAGAAGACUAGCGCUACAGCAGUCAACCUCUCCCUGCUUACAGCAGACUUGUACAGCCUUUUCUGUGGAUUCUUUCUCUUCUACUACAAGUUUUCAGGACUAUAUCUUCUGUCGUUCUUCACAAUCCUUGUGGGGCUGGUGCUGUACUCCUCAACGUCCACAUAUGUUGCCCAAGACCCACGGGUGUACAAGCAGUUUCGAAACCCUUCGGGUCCUGUUGUAGACUUGCCAGCCUCUGGGCAGCUGGAACCGUCAGUAACAUACACCAGCCUAGGCCAGGAAACGGAAGAAGAACCUCACGUCCGAGUCGCCUAAUCUCAGGCCCUUGCCACCCUCAGUGGAGUUUGUAUCUCCAUUAUCUCUGUAUCAUUCAUAGAGAAAGGUAUUUACCGGAUGCAGUUACUCAGGUGGGCUGCAAGGUAGCAAAUAGGGAAGGCUUAUUAAAAGUACAAACUAUAUUGUUUCUACAUGUGUAUAGCCAAGAGCAGUAACUCUCAGUCUUUUGCGUAGGGCAGUGCUUUUCAAGCUGGGGCUCCUCACAUACUUAUCAGGGCUCCUUAAUGAAAAGUUCAGCAAUGGUGGACAACUUUCCUGCAGGAGGGCUUGCCUACUGCCAAGUUACCCUUGGGGUGUCCACAGCAGGUAUGUUCAAAGGUGCACACUCAGGUCAUGGGCAGCAACAGGGAGGUCUGAUUGGCCUGGCCAGUGCCAUACCUGAACUGAGUAUGCAACGUAGAACAACCCCCAAGAAUGUGAUGCAAUGUGCUGGAGCUUCCUGGCAAGGGGUCCUUCAGCAGAUGAGCUGAUGUGAAAAGCCGGGUGGGGUAGGAAUUCAAACCAGGGUGCAGGCUGCACUGCUCAAAUUCUGGAUUGCCUGCUGUGAACAGACCCUCUACCUCAGUUCUGCCAGUAUUCCUGGUGUGCCCACCUUUACCACCUCCCCACUCUUCCCCAAGGCAAAAUACAGACAAACAAAAACUCUCCCUUGAGGAAGAAGGUGUGAUUAGGAGGUACCAGUGGCAGGUGUUCCCGUCAACAUGCAGAGCACUUGGCUACAGAAUCCCAGGAUCCCUAGCAGAAAAAGUUCCUCUGCACAUCAGCUCUUCCCAAGGGGUAAAGAUUAGGCUGGGCAGCAGUUCUCACCAGGAAUCCUGAGUGUUGUAAACAAGUCCCAGGUCUCUGGAAAGAUAAGGCCUUGUUCUGUGUAUAAAUGGGAACUCCCACCAUUUUCCUACUUCCUUCCUUUCUUUCUCAGGGUGGGAGCAAGGGUUGCCUUGGGGGAGAGGUGUAGGUGACAGGUGCUCUGCAGGGCUUUGGGUGUUUGAUUGGAACACUUGGGUGGAGGAAACCCUUAGCACUUUUAGGGUGAGUGGAAAUGCAAUGGCCCAUCCCUAGUGAAAAGGGUCUGUAGUGUUAGGGGUUAUAAAAAGUGUUGGCUUUGGUAAUUCGCAGCUAAUGCAAGAAAGAAAGACUUGAGUCACUUGAAACAACAUGUUCAGAAUGCAAGAUGAGAUUCUGUAAUGAACAAAGGGAUCUUUCUGCACCUCUUGGAGGUUGCUUUGCCAGGGGUUAUAUAGUGUUUCAGCAAAGCCACAGUUGUACAGUAGGCCCACUUGCACGCAAACACCCUUCAGCUGUUCUCCAAUGACCUUGGUUCUGUGCAGGAAAGGGCAGGUUAAUCACAGCGCCUCUAUACCCCAGUGCCAUUUUGUUCAUUCAGCUGUCUUAGCUACCUGGUUGCCCACCCUCUAAAGAAUCAUGUGUUCUGGGAAGCCAGGGGAUGGACAACUAUCAAUAUCCAUCUCUAUUCUAGGAAUAGGUCAAAAACAAACAUUUUUGCCCUUUUUAAAGAAGUACUUGCAAUUGCGAAGUAGUGAGACGUUGACCUUUUUAAAUUUUUUACAAUCGCCUUACUGGUAGCUGAGGUCCUCCAUUCAGUGAGAAGGAAAUUGUAUUUCCUCUUCAGUGUCUUAAUCUUGCAGACUAACAAAAUGAAACAAUCCCCAUUUCUUACUCUUUGAAAAUUGAAUCUGUCCUAAGAAAGUAUCUUUUUCUAUUUUUUAAUUAUUUAUUGUGGGUCUUCUGGUUAAGGGGAGAAAGAAUGGGAGCACAGUUUUAUAGACUUCUCUGCAUUCAAGGCGAACACAAGGCCAGAUGGAGGUGGCUCAGGCAGUGUUGCGAACUCUGCAUGUUCCUAGGCCUUGCGCUUCACUCCACAUUUCUGAUGGAGGCACCCUCGUGGAGACUAUUCAUAUUUCUUCAGACUCUUGGUCUGCUGUUUGUGGAUUUUAAAAAUCCAUUCACCUGGAUUUAACUGGGACUUGGAAUUAAAUAUUCUCAAGUUUUCAAGCUAAAAA